GAGGGAGUAAUGUCAACAGCUCCAGUCCCUGAAAUUCAGGCUCUGGCGCAGUAGCUCACAGAGAAGUGGCAGCUUAGGCUAGAUCAGGAAUAUCAUUUUGUUUUCAAGUACUUUCGAUACUCCCUAGUUAGCAGAGGUGGAUCCUGGCAAAAGGAAGGAUCAAGUCAAGUAGGAACAAUACUGUACUUUCAAAGGAACUUUUAUAGGCUCUCCGUGGCACUGGGUAUAUUUAUGAAGAUUGCAAGAUCAUCUUCAGGGGUUGCUUUCUGAAACUGACCAUGCAGCCUAGAUAGCAGAUUUGGCUUGUUUGGCCCAUCCAGUGCGGAGAGGAUGCCUCCCCGGAAGCGCACACGGCCCGGUCUGGGCCUUCUGUGCUGCUUUGGCAGCAGCGAGCCCCCUGAGAUUAACCUGAAGGACAGUGUUCCCCUGCAGCUGCUCGAGUUCAGCGCCCCCAUGCCCCCGGAGGAGGAACUGAAUGCACGCUUUUCUGAGCUAGUGGACGAACUGGAUCUCACCGACAAGAACAGAGAGGCCAUGUUUGCCUUGCCUGCUGAGAAGAAAUGGCAGAUCUACUGCAGCAAGAAGAAGGAGCAAGAGGAUCCCAACAAGCUCGCUACCAGCUGGCCUGACUACUACAUCGACCGCAUCAACUCCAUGGCUGCUAUGCAGACCCUUUUUGCGUUUGAUGAAGAGGAGAUGGAGAUGAGGAAUAAAGUGGUUGAAGACCUAAAAACAGCACUUCGCACUCAGCCCAUGAGGUUCGUGACGCGCUUCAUCGAACUGGACGGCCUCACAUGUCUGCUGAACUUCCUGAAGAGCAUGGACUACGAGACAUCAGAGAGCCGCAUCCACACGUCCAUCAUCGGCUGCAUCAAAGCGCUGAUGAACAACUCUCAGGGCCGAGCGCACGUCCUGGCCCACCCGCAGAGCAUCGACACCAUAUCCCAGAGCCUGCGCCAGGACAACAUCAAGACCAAGGUGGCUGUGCUGGAGAUCCUGGGUGCUCUCUGCCUGGUACCUGAUGGCCACAAGAAAGUGCUGCAGGCGAUGGCACACUAUCAGAAGUAUGCCGCUGAGAGGACACGAUUCCAGACUCUUCUACAUGAGCUGGACCGGAGCACAGGUCGCUACAGGGACGAGGUAAACCUGAAGACUGCCAUCAUGUCCUUCAUCAAUGCUGUGCUAAAUGCAGGACCUGGAGAGGACAACCUUGAGUUUCGUCUUCAUCUAAGGUACGAAUUCUUAAUGUUGGGGAUCCAGCCAGUCAUCGACAAGCUUCGAGGUCACGAGAACGCAACUCUCGACAGACAUUUGGACUUUUUCGAGAUGGUGCGGAAUGAAGAUGACAGUGAACUGGCAAAACGCUUCGACAUCACGCAUGUGGACACGAAGAGCGCUGGCCAGAUGUUUGAGCUGAUUAAGAAGAAGCUGAGCCACACGGAUGCCUAUCCUCAUCUUCUAUCUAUUCUCCAGCACUGCCUGCAGAUGCCAUAUAAACGUGGAGCGGGCAGUGUACAGCAGUGGCAGCUUCUAGACCGAAUACUUCAACAGAUUGUUCUGCAGGAUGAUAAAGGGGAAGACCCAGACGUUUCUCCUUUGGACAAUUUCAACGUCAAGAACAUAAUUAGAAUGCUCGUUAAUGAAAACGAGGUGAAACAGUGGCGGGAUCAGGCCGAGAAAUUCAGGAAAGAGCAUGCAGAACUCAUGGCCCGACUUGAGAGGAAGGAGCGAGAGUGUGAGAUCAAAACGCAAGAGAAAGAAGACAUGAUGAAGACUCUGAACAAGAUGAAAGACAAGCUGCAGAGAGAAGGAGUAGAGCUGCGCUCUGCCAGGGAGCAAGUCUUAGACCUGUCUUCUCGGAUUAAUGAUAUUUCUAAUGGAAGUAUGGCAUUCCCUCCACCUCCUCCUCCACCCGGAGGUCCAAUGCCACCGCCUCCUCCAAUGAUGGCCGGUUUCCCUCCACCUCCACCUCCUCCACUCCCCUUCUGCCCAGCCCCUCCUCCUCCACCACCACCUCCUCCUCCAGGGGCUCCGCCUCCUCCUCCUGGAGCUCCACCUAUCUUCUCCGGUGCGCCACUCCCACCGGCACCUGCGUCCUUCAGCAGCAGCACAAGCCUGCGCAGCAAGAGUAUCCCCCAGCCAUCACACCCACUCAAGUCUUUCAACUGGGCCAAGCUGGGCGAGAACAAGCUCACUGGUACCAUUUGGCACGACAUCGAUGACCUGCGGGCUUUCAAAGUCCUCGACCUGAAAGAUAUCGAGAAGAUGUUUUCGGCUUAUCAGAGGCAACAAGAGCUGCUCACUAACCAAUCCUUCAAGCAGAAAGAGACUGGCUCCAUGGACGACUUGUAUCUAAGCUCGAGGAAAGUGAAGGAGCUGUCUGUCAUCGAUGGGCGGAGGGCACAGAACUGCGUUAUCUUACUCUCCAAGUUGAAAAUGAGUAAUGAGGAGAUCAAGAGAGCCAUUCUGGAAAUGGACGAGAGAGAGGAGCUGGCGAAAGAUAUGUUAGAGCAGCUGUUAAAGUUUGUGCCUGAAAAGAGCGACAUUGACCUUCUGGAGGAACACAAGCAUGAGCUCGAUCGCAUGGCACGUGCUGACCGCUUCCUCUACGACAUGAGCAGGAUUGAUCACUACCAGCAGAGGCUCCAGUCGCUGUUCUUCAAAAAGAAGUUUGCAGAACGGCUUGCAGAGACCAAGCCGAAGGUGGAGGCUAUUUUGUGUGCGUCCCGUGAGGUGAUGAGGAGUAAACGUCUGACUCAGAUUUUGGAGGUGGUUCUGGCCUUUGGGAACUUCCUGAAUAAAGGCCAGAGAGGGAAUGCAUAUGGCUUCAAGGUGUCCAGCCUGAACAAGAUUGUAGACACCAAGUCGAGCAUAGACAGAAACAUCACCAUGUUGCACUACCUGAUCAUGAUUUUUGAGAAGAACUAUCCCGACACUCUCAGCAUCCAGCAGGAUCUGCUCAGCAUCCCAGAGGCAGCGAAAGUCAAUCUGGCUGAACUGGAGAAGGACGUCUACAGUAUAAAGAGUGGACUGAAGGCUCUGGAAGCAGAGCUGCAGUAUCAGCAGAGCCGGCCACGGGACCGAGGGGACAAGUUCAUCCCCGUGGUCAGCGACUUCAUCACGGUGGCUAGUUUCAGCUUCUCUGAGCUGGAAGAUCUGCUGAACGAGGCAAAGGAGAAGUUUGCCAAGUCUCUGAAGCACUUUGGAGAGGAGCAGGUACGCAUGCAGCCAGACGAGUUCUUCGGGAUCUUCGACACCUUUCUGCAGUCGUUUAGCGAGGCUCGGCAAGACCUGGAGAACAUGCAGCGUCGCAAAGAGGAGGAAGAGAAGCGAGCACGCAUGGAGGCCAUGCUGAAGGACCAGAGGGAGCGAGAGCGAAGGGCAAAGAAGAGCGCAGGAGGGGGCGUGUCUGAGGAAGUGGGAGAGUUCGAUGACCUGGUGUCAGCCCUUCGCUCAGGAGAAGUGUUCGAUAAGGACCUGUCGAAGCUCAAACGCAACCGUAAGCGCUCGGUCAACCAGCUUGUAGAAAGCGGUGGGCGCGAAAGACCCAUCACCAAGGUCAACUAUUAAUAAAGACUUCUGGAACACUAAUUCACUGACUUGCAUACUGUACGUGAAGGGGAAAAAAAAGAAAAAAAAAAGUCUUAACUGCCAUCUGCCUACUUAUUCAUCCAAACAUCCUAACUCGUGAUGGCUUGCAUCUUAAAGGCAGACAGAUUCAUAGACCAUGGUGGACAGUUCUCGGGGCGUUGGAAAUUCUUACAGCACUGUGCUUUCUCUAACCUUGUUCUUAUCCCAUAUCCUACAUGGUCUUCCUCUUCCCAUAGUCGAUGGUCGAGUUCUCCAAGCCAACUCAAAGUGUAACCUCAAACUGCCAAGCACCAUGGGAUUUCCCAUGUCCCUGAGGCCACAAGGGUGGGUCCAGUUAUUCAUAUUCUCAAUACAGAGAAGAUCAAGAUGGCAGGUCAGGACCUCAUCUAGAUCUGUUCUGGGGAAAAUUUGGCCAGAGUAUCGGAGCAUUCAUGCAACCACUUGUUGAAAGACACUGCCAUCUGCAUUAGGUGCUGAUACCCCAUGUGCCUCUCUCUCCACCUACUAUAUUUCUAUGGUGCUUUUACUAAUCGGGCCAUUGGUGUAUAUGGGAACUAAAAAAGAGAGAGAGAGAGAAACCCAUAUCUGCAGCUCUUAACAAGCUAAGUGAUGUGUCCAACUAAUUUUUUUCCCAAAAGUUAGACAACUUCAAACACGGAGACAAGUGGAAGAAAAUGAAGGAGGCGAACCCUUUUUACUUUUGGGAUGGCCAGCUAGGAAAACAGGAUCGCACGGUCUCGGUUGUGUUGGCUGUGAUGCCCUUUACCCAAGUGCCUCCCAAUACCAACGGCAUUCCCAAGGACGACACGGGAGACGAGUCGGAAAUGCCGAGAAAGCACAGCACUUCUAGGAAAAGAUACCACGAGAACCGAAAUGCUCUGAGAAUAAGGACGAUGCUGUAAGCACGCCUCGUUGGCAAGUAAAAAGAUUUUCCAAGGAUUGUGGUGGCAUUACCUGGUGCCAAAGCAAAAAUCAGGAACGUAAAUACGUAGUAGACAAUAAUAAAUGCAAGUAGAACGGCAUUUAUAUAUUUAUUUAUAUGAAAAGAGCAAACGUGCUAAUUUCAAAACCUUUUUUAAUUAUUCAUAAUUUUCUAGUUUGUACUUCUAAUACUUUAAUUCGAUAGGUAUUUCUUUCAUGUAUUUAAAAAAAAAAAAAAAAUCCAAAUCUGUGAUGCGCCAUCACUAGUGAAGCUUGUUAACCUAACUCACCAAAGUAGUGCACUUCUUCUUCUCACAUUGUGACGACAAUUCAAAAGCUAAAGAUGGUUGGUUUGGUUAAAAUGGUUUGCAUCGCCACUGCAGAUACUUCUUGGAAACCGGUCAAGUCUUACUUUAACAAGCUCAAGAUCUACGUGCAGCCCACUCGUUUCUUGUUUUCAUCUAAUUUUUGCUUAUAUUGUUUUUCAUGUUAUGUAUAUUAAGUGUUGUGGUUGUAAAGGUUGUGGAGGCAGGGUUGCAUUUUGGAUGAACAUGGCUCCCAAGAAUAAGAGGAACGGAGGAGAGGACUGGGAGGUCUAAAAGAAGAUUUAAAAAAAAAAUACUGAUUAAGGUUACGGGAAAGUCCUUGAUGACCAAAGUAAGACUGAAGUGUGAAAAUCAGGACAAUAUUCUGUAUAAAGUGUUUUUUGUUUUUUUUUUAAUCCUUUGUGGUACUUGAGCUAGUGGAUUGGAGUAUGAAGAAAUUUGAUUAAGUGGUGUGUAGCUGGUUGAACGAAGCCCAAAUUGAGAAGUUUAGCUUUAUCCUAAAGUAGUUUGUGUUUGGACCUUUUUUUUGGGGGGGGGGGGUGCAUGUCUUUUCUCCAGUCCACCACAUCCCAUACGGAAGAACCAGAGUAAGAAGGUCAGAAGUUCGUUAGCGUCUUCUGAGAGAUUUGCUGCUUUCUUUGUCUGGUUCAGGCCUCUGUGCUACUUGGAUACUCUCAUUCAUUAUUCUUUCCAGAAGGACAGGUUUCCUCCUUAAACCGAAUGCUAAGCGUACGCUAAGAGUACAAACGGUCCAGUCUAACUGAUCUGAGCUAAUCGACACUGCCUUAUUUAAUAUGUUUGCUUAUUAGAUCGCUUUAAGGGCUGGAGCAUAUCCCAUUCUUGAUUUGCCAAUAAAGCUUGGGUUCAUGUGGUGUAAUGUAUUCCAGUAAUUCAGUUAACGAACCUGAAGCUUUUUGGUUUUCCUUCAACUUGACGGUGAGAGGACAGGUCACCUUUAAAACAGCACGAUAAAAACACACUUUGGAAUGGCUCUCGAUUUGGAAACGUGUAUUUAAAAAGGGGGGGACCUCACGUCAAUGAAGGCGAUGGACAUUGUGCCAACUGAGAAGAGAUGUUUAUCCGUCAAGAAUAGAAAAAGCUUUGGUCCAACACCAUGUAGGUAUUCAAAACCAUCAGUAUUAUUAUUGUUAUUUUAGUUUUGUAUGUAUAUUUGGUCAUUGAGUGGCUGAACACAACGGAAAGAAUAAUAAAUGUAGCUUGUUGCUUGAUGCACUUUUUUGAAAAACGUCCUUUUGCUACCCUACCCCCUUGAUAUUUACACACAUUUAGCUCACUAUGUUAAAAAUAAAAUAAAAAAGCAAGAAACAUUGCAGCUUGAAGGACAAAAAGAAGAGUAAAAUUGGGUUGUGUACAUUUGUUUUAUACAUAAUGAAAUUUGUCCCUUCUUAUCGAUUAUUAUAAUAAUAAUAAUAAUAUAAGGCUGGGUCCUACAUUUGAGUGGAGCUCUCUACUGAGGCGAACUGAUUUGACCCCUGAUUUGAGCCUCCUUAAAAAUGCACUCUCACGCUGGUAUCAGUUCUAAGGUGACAAAUUGAUGGGCGAUGUAGUUCUUUAAGUUAAACUUUUAACGCCAACAACGAGCAUCGAUUUCCACUGCCUCAGCGUUCAUCGCUCCGUUUCCUAUCCGUUUGUAUUGUUGCGUUUCACCUUUAUGCACUUGUUUAGGUCCAAAGUGGUGCACAAGUAUGAUCCUUUUUUGCUAUAGAUGUAUAUUAUGGGUAAUUAAUUAUUACCCCCAGGUAAGAAUAUCCAGCUUUACACAUCCUUUGUAUCAUCCAGCUGCAGGUUGUAUAUUGUGCAGAGCAAGUAUUUUAAAAGGAUGACUUCACCUGAAAGAUGUAUAGUUCUAAAAUGUUUGUACGCAGCUAUAGUUGAAAAGGGAGGGGGGGAGCGAAAAAGGAAAAAUAUGUUGAGGAAUGUUCUGUUUUUUUUUUUUUGGUUCCUGUAAAUUGAGUCUAUUUAUUUGCCUUAUUUAGUUUGCUAUAUUUUGUAUGUAUACACUACAUUACAGCAAAAAAAAAAAGUUACAUGAGAAGUAUAAAUAUGAGUAACUAUACUGUGGUCUUUGUAUGUCAGAUUCUCGAGUAUAAAUAGCUCAAUUUUUUUUUGUUGUUUUUGCUCGCCAUGCAUCCUUUUGUAGGGUUAAAAAAAAAAUAAACCUGUUUCCAUUGA
Messenger RNA from Neoarius graeffei (lesser salmon catfish), 7031 nucleotides. RefSeq names its product dishevelled associated activator of morphogenesis 2 (gene daam2). Lineage: Eukaryota; Metazoa; Chordata; Actinopteri; Siluriformes; Ariidae. The transcript is spliced from 26 exons. Gene Ontology annotation, biological process: actin cytoskeleton organization; positive regulation of canonical Wnt signaling pathway; regulation of non-canonical Wnt signaling pathway. Bases 331 to 3570 code for a protein of 1079 amino acids. The record is from RefSeq and is a predicted model, not a curated record. Gene Ontology annotation, molecular function: actin binding; small GTPase binding.